Molecule: messenger RNA, 1485 nt
Organism: Candida albicans SC5314
Lineage: Eukaryota; Fungi; Ascomycota; Pichiomycetes; Serinales; Debaryomycetaceae
Exons: 1
Coding region: 1-1485 (494 amino acids)
Source: RefSeq, a predicted model, not a curated record
AUGAAUAUAUAUAUAUAUAUAUAUAUAUAUAUUAAAAAAUCCAUUUUAAUUUCUAUCACCAUUUCAGUCCCAUUUCUUUUUCACUUUUCUUUCUACAAGAAACUAACUUAUUUUAUUUUAUUUUAUUUUAUUUUAUUUCAUUUCAUUUCACUUCCCAUUAUGUUAACAUUUAAAGGAUUAUUAUUAAUAUUAUUACUCCCAUCAAGAUUAUUAUCAUUUAUAAUUAAAUAUCCUUUUAUUAAAGGUAUUCCAGGUAAAUAUCAACAUAAUUUUUCAAAAUCAUUAUUUAUUAAAUUAUGUCGAUUAAUUCAAUUAUUACCAGUAUCUGAUAAAGGUACAUUAAAUUUUAUUCUGACAAAUUUUUUAUUAAAUAAAAUUAUGAAAUUAUAUCACACGAGACAUUUUUUAGGCGAAUUAAAUAAUUUUGGUAAGAAAUUUGAUGAUCAAAGUUAUUGGAUUCAUGAAUCACCUAAUAGAAAUAGAAAUAAGAAUAAAAGUGAUGAUCCAAUUAUAGUGUAUUUACAUGGUGGGUCAUAUUAUUUUGAUAAUUCAUUGAAUCAAAUGGAAAGUUUGAUAGGAAUUUAUCAAUUAUUACAAAACACCACCACCAUUACCACCACUACUACUACUAAUGAUGAUAGAACUAGUGUUGAGAGGAAGAAAAAUUUAUCAAUAUUAGUAUUGGAUUAUAAAUUAGCUAGUAAAGGUUAUAAAAUGCCUUAUCAAUUAAAUCAAUUAAUUUCCACAUAUAAAAAUUUAAUAUAUCAAGGAAAUACUAAUUUAAUAUUAAUGGGAGAUUCAGCUGGUGGUAAUUUAGCAAUCACUUUUCUUCAACAUUUACGAUUAACCAACAACAACAACAACAACAACAACAACAGCCCUGCAAAUUUACCUUAUCCUAAAAGUUUAAUUUUAAUUAGUCCUUGGUGUAAAAUUGUUCCUGAAAUAUCUGAUUAUACUAAAGGUCAUUCAAUGUAUGAUAAUAAUCAAUAUGAUAUAAUUGAAUGGAAAGCUGUUAAAAAAUUAAUUGAUAAUACAUCACCAUUAAUAAGAGAUGAUUUAUCACCACAAAAUUUAAUAAUUUCACCCGGGAAUUUACCUUAUAACAUUGAUGAUUGGAUUGAUAUUGAUACUUUACAAAAAUCAAAUUAUUCAACAUUUGUAAUUAUGGGUGAAUAUGAAACUUUACGUGAUGAUAUAUUAAAUUGGUGUCAAUAUGCUGUCAAUUCAACUUUAUCACUGCCUAUAAAACAUACACAAGGAAUAUUUGAUAAAAAUAUUCAUCAAUUUGUUAGUACUAAAAAUGACGGAGCUUAUGUUAAAUGUAUUAUUGAACCUAAAGGAAUUCAUGAUGCUAGUAUGAUAUUUGAAAAUGAUAUCUUAAAAGAAUUUCAAAAACAUACAACGAUGAAUUUACAAACUAUUAAUAAAGAUAAAUAUUUUGGUAUUUAUCAAAUUGUUGAAUUUUUAAAUGAAAUUUUAUAA